GUAAAGGCGAGCCUUUUAGUCGCGUCCGACCUGCCGUAGAGGAGCAAACGCAUUCGCUGCCGGUUCGACAGUUGCGCGUGACAGUGCGAUAUAGCAAAAGAGCCGCCGGAGUGCUUAAAAUCGCCGGAGUCGUGCGCGCCAAGAAUGAAAUUCAUUCCUCGCCUGACACAGUACAACCGUGGCAGUAGAGGCAGCAACAGCAACGUUAGCAGUGACAAAAGUAAUAGUGACAGUAGUUGCGAUCACGGCGGUAUAUCGUGUCGGCACGGGGCAGUCAGUGACAGUAGUACGAGCAGGACGCACAAACGACACCGUAUAUUGUAAUACACGUCUUUUUUUUCCCUUUACCGGGUCAAAGCGAGCCGGAGGGGGGGGCGUGGACUCGUGGAGACGACCGCGAGUCUCGCACACAAACACACACACGCACACACGCACACACACGCGCGCGCGCGCGCGUGCGUGUGGGCUCGCAGGCUUCGCGUUCCGCGACGAGUGUUGCACGUUGUUCGGAUCGCGCGCGCGGUGGGACACAGCCGAGCCGCGAAUACGGAGACGAGCGGCGAUAGUUUUUUUUUUUUCUUCUAUACACAAUCGGAAUGAAGUGUGCGCUGUGUGUUGAUCGAGAUUAAAUCCUUGCUGAUCGAAUUACAAAUGGAAACGAAAAUGUUGCUGCCCGGUGGUGUGUUGCGCACCACGUUGAACACGAUGGACGAGGAUGUGUAUUACAAAAGUUACUCGAACGAUGCGUAUAUUACAUCUCAAAGUGAUAUGGAAGGAUUUGUUAACGAUAGGAAGGAUUUCCUAAAUCCACAAUUGUUGGAAGCAAUGCAGUCAUACGCUCGACUUUAUAUGUUGGGAUCGUUGAAGCACUAUAACUGGAAAGAUUCGUGGGACGACUCGUCGUUAAUGAAUAAAGACUACUAUAAUGACGUUACAUCAACCAUAAAUGAGAGGAAAAAUACGGAAAUCCAAUUGGAGCGGCAGUUCCAGCCGGUGCCAAAGUCAGAGUCGGAGUCGGAAUCGCAAUCGGAGUCGGAGUCGGACUCGCAAUCGGAGUUGGAAUCAAAAUUUGAACCACAAUUACAGUCAGAACUACAGUUGAAUCUGAAAUCAGAGAUGAAGUCGGAGUUGCAAAUAAAGCUGGAGACGGAGCUGGAGCCGGAGCUGAAAUCGGAAUCAGACCUGGAGUUGGAGCUGGAGUUGGAGUUUGAGUCAAAAUCAGAGCUCUUAGAGGAAAAACUGGAGUUGAAGACAGAAUCCUCUAUAGAUGCGGAGUUCCAAACCAAGAUAUUGGGGCCUAAAUGCGAAGAAGAGAUGUUCAAAAUCUACACUAUUCUCCAAAACUUGUAUUUUAAAAGAGCUCAGAACAGCUCAUAUGUUCCGGAUAUAGAAGCAGAAAGAGCCUUGAAGAUAGUUCAAGAUCUCAUAAAGAUAUCACCGGUAUAUGAAUCUUGCUUUAAAAUGCAAGAGAAAUUGGAAAUGAAAGUAGAAUCAGGGAGAUUGCAGAAUCCGGAGGAAUCCGAAAUGUAUGUAGAAUCAGAAAAAUCGCAGAAUUCGGAGGAAUUAGAAAUGCAUCUCAAAUUAGAAAGAGACUUUCAGAAUAUGGAGGAGACAAAAUGUAUCACCAAUAUCAUCACAAAAUUCGACUCAGAAUUGUAUAUGGACGUUAUAGAUGAUUUUGAUUUACUCAAUGAACUAGCCAGGUCUAAUAGGGAAUUAAGAAAGUUUAUUCGAAGAAGAAUAAAAAAUGGAAAUUUAAACAUUUUCUUGCAUAAUCAGAAGUCAGCCAAUCGUAUAUUAUACAAAAUCGAGAAAAUUUAUUACACAGAACCGAGCGUCAAAAAAGAAUCCAACAAAGAAAUUGAACAACAAUUAGUGGAACAGAAACCUGUACAUUCAAACGCCAGCAGGAGUAUUUUAAAAAAUCCAAUAAAUUCGCAGUUGGGGCCGAAGCCCCCGGUUUCGCUGUUCAAUAGAAUACAUUUCUCUCCCAGUUUUCUACCAUCAGAGGUUAUAGAUUCCUCAGAAAAGGAACAAAAUGUAGAAAUGAGUCGUACAUUACAAAAUAUACGCGAAACAGAGUCGCCGAUCUUCCGACACGAUGACAUCAACGUGUCGGAGACUCUGUGUCAAUUGUCGAAGGGGAUGCAGAUGAGUUCGCCGGAGAACGACUCUCGUCAACAGCAGGUUAAUGCAGAAGACAUCGUCAGACAUACCAUGACUGAUCACUGCUAUCACCAGCUCAGACCGGUGGAGGAGCAGGAGGAGCUUGUAGAAUCUGAUGAAGAGGAGGAGGAGGAGAUCGAUGUCGUGUCGUACGAGAAGCAGACGGCACACUUAAACUUCGCACAGCUCCAGCGUAAUGCAAUUCAGCGUGCUGCAUUAAUCGCGAAAGCAGACAAGACUUCCACCGUCCGACGACCUCGCGGUAGACCACCGGGCUCGAAUUCCAUGAAACGGAAAAAAGACGCAGCGAUCAACCGAGAAGCCUUCGCUCCGAAGCGUGCCCGCAUUCAGAAUAAUCAUCAACAAAAUAAACAGCGGAAUUACAUCCAAUACAGCCGAAAUGACCAACUUGAGGAAGUCGACAAGAGGCAACUGCACAACACUAUGGAGCGACAACGGCGAGUAGGCUUGAGGAACUUGUUCGAUGAUUUAAAAGCUAGCAUGUUGAUAGAUAGGAAUCAAAAGGUAUCGAAACAAACCGUUCUGAACAAAGCGACGAAGUAUAUUUCUAUUUUGAACGAAAAGAAAAAAUUGGCGGAUCGGGGUGAGAGGCUCAAUGAGAAAUUCGAGAGGCUCAUUCAGAUAAUUAAAAAACUCCGAAACGCUAGAAAACCUAUUUUGUCUCACGGCAAAAAAUGAAAAUUAACUCAAAUGUGGAUUGGCGGAACUAAAAGUCAAAAAUUCGUUCCGGUUUGCUCGAUGAAAACGAUAAUUUCCUGAUCCCGUUCUCCGACUGGCUCGAUCGAAGAUGUCCUUUUUUGAUAUCUCGUUUCUUUUUUCUUUUUUACAUCGCGUCUAUUCAGCGCGUCGCUUUCCUUUGCGUCGACGCUCUCGCGCGACCUGUUGCACGUUGUCGACGAGUCAUCGGCAAACGCAUUUUAAUUUUCGUCGUGCAGAUAAAACGAAUCGCUCGAGCAGUUGGAAGGGAGAAGGGGACCUUAUCACGAUAUUGCCCAACAACCUGACUACCGGUUCCCAACCGGUUCGAUGGUCUUAGGGGCGCUUUGGACCGGUUCUAACCGCAUAUAUUUUGUAUAUAAAGGAGUAGAAAAAAGGGGAAAAGUGAGAAACGCGUAGGCUUCGAUUAUCGUCCAGUCGCCGGUUCUUUCCAAAACUCGAGAAUAAACGAGAAAAAGAGUUGUGCGAACCCUCACGUCGUCGGAAGAGUGAUCUUCACGUUUGAUAAGUUACGUUGACGGUCACAGACACGCGAGAUCUCGGGCGUGCCUCUGUCGCGAAAUAUCGCCUCUUUAUCCCUGCUUGUAUAGUUUCGGAAUUUAGUAAAACUUUUUAACGUAUUAGUUUCUAUAUACGUAUAAAAAUAGAUUUUCAUUCAUUUAGGCAUACACCGCGAUUGGAUAUAUUUAUAUACAUAUAUAUUGCAGAUAUAUAUAUGUAUAUAUAUAUAUAUAUAUAUAUAUAUAUAUAUAUAUUCGCAAAUAAAUAACGAAUGAAUAUCGAUGCUCGAGUAGCAAAUAGUAAUAAUUAUUAACAUUAUUAUUGGAAUAUUUACUCUAAUAGUAUCAUUGAUAUCUUUAGUUUAUCGUAGCAUCGAGCGCGCCGCCGGCAUGUCUUAAAUCGAGACGGCUAUAGCACGUUAUUCAUAUUGUGUUAGUCUUCGAACGAUUUAUGCAAAAGAGAUGAGAUACUAUAUAGAGCAACGAUGAUACCCAUACCACACACAAACAUGCACACGUAUACACGAAACUGUAUGCCAUACGUAAUCAUGCCCAUUAAACACAUUGUAUAUUGAUUAUAUUAGUAUUUUUUUUAUACAUACUAAUAUAAGGAUAACAAGUAAGAGUAUAACAAGUAUAAUGUGCAUAAUCAUGUAUGUUAUACAGAUACAAGUGAUGAAUCGAAGAGCUGGAACAGCGUCUUCGAAUAGAGUCUUUAUAUUGCUGUACAGAUAUAAGAAAAAGAGGAAAAAGCAACAGAAUGUGUUCAUUACAUUUAUAGAUAACAGUAUUCGUUUGUAUGCAUAUUUUUAUGAUAGAAAAAUGGAAGAUGAACGCGAAAGUGAACCUUUCGAGAAAAAUACACACACACACACACACACACACAAAUACUUAACACGCUGAACACAUUAUACAGUCAGGCGGACACAUAUAAUGAGCUCGCAGCUUCGUUCGCACGUAGUCCAAAUUCAAGCUAUAAAUAGAUUAACAAUAGCGGUAGAGCCCCGAACUAGAGCAGCGGUGGGGCGUAUAACGGCCGUCUCAUCAACAGAAAUGAAGAGAGAAAGGACGAAAGACUUAUAAUAGGUCAGGUGUACUAGCAUCAAUCAAGGUGUAUUAACAUUUUAAUGAUACAAUGGACAUACACACUAACACGCGUGCGUAUACGCGAAGACAUACAUGUACAUGACACGCAAACGGAUACAGUUGAAUUAAAUAGGAACUAUUAUUAAUUUAAAACGACACGGGAAAUUUUUAAUCGCUACCCAAGUUUAAUAUAUAUAUUUUUAAGUACACACACGAAAUGUAGUAAUGUACGCAACGUAGUAAUGCAGUUCGGAACACGGGCGACCACGAUAGUUUUCAGACGGUGGUCGGGAGGGACGUAUUGGAUUAUCAAAAAUCGCGAGAGAGACUUUUAAAGAUAAUUGAAAUAGACGCUCUUUUGUACUUUUUAUAGACAUUUUUGUAUUUCGCGAAUAUCGAUAGAGAAUGAAGGGUGUGUGUGCGUGUGUGUGUGUGUGUGUGUGUGUAUGUGUGUGUAUAUAUAUGUAUACACCUAUCGCAAAUUAUUAAUUAUUUCUAGUUAAUUUGAAAAUAUUAGAAACUCUAAAAAUACAAUCUUGACAUUUUAUGUCGAGAUGAUAUGCGUGUAUGCCUGAAAUGUUUUCUUAUUAAGUAACAUUUUCUUAUUAGAUGAAGAAGUUGCUGUAGUUAGAGUCGUUUUGCUGAAAUCCAGCCACGACAUUUAUAUAGGUAUAGAAAACAGAGCAAAAAUAAGCUCUUUUUCACUUAUUAAUUUACAUAUAAUAAUCUUUAUUCUUUCUUUUUCGCAUAUACAUACAUAUGCGAAAUGUGCGAGGAGUCAGCGGGUCUCGAUAAAAUAUAUUCCUCAGCUAAGUUUUCCACUACAGUAUCAAAAUGCAUUUAUCUACAUAAAAUCUGCUUUACAAUUUGCACAUAUCUAAUUCUUUUAUACUUCGAACUUCACUUCAUGUCGCUUAUCUUGCGAAAGACUCCAAGAAUAGUGAGGUUAAUGAUGAGACUUUGCCGCAGAGAAAGAUUUUUCUUGCAAAGUCGUCAAUGUGACUAUAUAAGUAAAAGUGCUGAUUUUUUAAAAAUGAAUGACUCCACAUGUGCGAGCGCUUUCUCGCAUUUGAUUGUUUGCAAUUCAAGAACGAUUCCUUGCUGACCGUAAGCACUUGUAGGUGAUAAGAUAAACGAAAGGAAACUCGACGAUAUUCCUCGCAACAAAUUCCGUUUUCGAACGGAAAGCCUUCUCUCGCGUGAAUCCUUGCUUUGUCGUUUUUGUUUGCUCGUGUAUCCGACCUGUGAGUUCUUUGAACCGUGCCAAAUAUUAAAAAUUUAGUGUUUAUAAAUGACUGAAAUCGGCUGUUCAGCCGGAUAGUUCUAUUUAAUGAAAAUAGCAAACGAGGUCCCUGACGGCCUCACACAAAUUAAAAAAAUUAAAAUAUUUCUAUCCCUUUUUUUUAUUUUCUCUUUCAAUUUGCUUUUUUUUAAAUUACUAUCAUUUUCUCUCGGCAAGAACUUUUUGUUGAAAAUUGCUCAUAGUGAGAGGAAGAGGAAGAUAGAGAAGAAACACUCUGAUUGACGAGUCGCUAGGGUGUUUCGUUUUUUUUUCCUUUACUCCAUAGUUCUUUUACCCUUUUUUUACUGCUAUCUCUCGAAAUAGCGAUCGUGGCACAGAGAAUCGUGCGUCUGCUGUCUGUGCCGAAUAAGAAAUAAGGUCUAGAGCUAAGGUCUAGAGAGAGAAAGAGAGAUCUCUCGAAGAAUUUUCCUCGACAAUUUCUUAUUGUAUCUUGGAUAAGAUCUCUCUCUCUCUCUUUCUCUCCCUCUCUAGUCCUUAAUUUUAGUCCUUAUUUCUUAUUGUAUCUUGUAUAAGAUACAAUAACAAAACUUAGAAAACAUAUUUUUUUUGCAAACAAUAGGUAUUUACAGUACAAACUUCGCGUAUUUUUUUCCUUUGCGAAGUCUCGAAUUUAUAUCAUUAUCUCCUUGCUAGGUUUUGUUAUUGUAUCUUAUAUGAAUAAGAAAUUGUAUGUGUGCGUGUGUGGUUGAGAAAGAGAGGGAGAGAGAGAGAGAAAGAGAAAGAAGAUAGAAUUGCUUCUGCUACGUUACAAAUUAAUUGUACAAAUUGCUCGUAAUCAGAUUUUUCGAAACAAACACCUCGCCUCUGUCAUGAAGAGUACACACGUACCUGCUAGUUAAUGAGUAUACUUAAAGUUAAUAACAAUAGAUAUUAUAUGGAAAAAUUAGUUUUUGUAAACGACUUAUGUCGAGUCAGCUUUAAGUUAAAUACGGGGGCAUGCAUCAUUUUAACUAUUAUAUAAAAUAAAAUAACGUUAUUAUCAAUUCAUGAUAUAUACACGACAAGCACGCGCGACACGCGAACCUCCUUUCCACCUACACACAAAUUGUCUUGUUGACAGAUUCCUUUGUCAAUAAAAGAACUGUAUGGGCUCAGAAAUUCAUGCUUUUUUUUUUCUAUUUUCAUCGUAUCCUUGUUUUUGUUCAUGCGGCAUUGGAAUGAGGUUCGCUGUCCAUAUUACCUACAAACAUAUGUGUAUGUAGGAUAUUUUAUUUCGCGUUUAGGAUUGCGACGUCUAUGCUUCCAAAUUGCGUAUCGCAAACCGCGAAAAGAAAGAUUUGAUUUCGAAAACACGAUAGAAAUUUUUUUUUUUUAGAUUAAUAUUAGUUAAUGAUUUGUUUUUUUUUUUUAAGGUUUGCGGAAUAUACACUCUGAAAAUAUAGAAUAUAAAAUGUGAAAUAAAAUAUUCUGUAUAUGUAUAUAUUAUCUACUUUCCGUCGAGCUCCAGACUCAUUUAAAUUCAACCUAUUCGUCACAAGCAAUUCGCAUUCCCAGUUUUCACUUUAAUUGGCAAUGUUUUAAAUGUAGUAGAGGGCUGAGAUGAAGGUGCAGAUUCUCGAGAUGUGAUUUAAUUUUGCCAAUUAUAAUUGCGUGUAAAUAAUAAUCACGUAUAUCUAUUAUUUGCAAAGUUACAAGAAGAAAAGGAUCUAUAUAAAUAGCGUUUCUUAUAUAUCCUUUAAAAAAGUGCAGAACUGCGGAAAUGUGAACAAAAAAAUGUGACAGGGAGCUUAACGGGACAUUAGUGAGAGUUAAGUAUAUUUUAUGUAACUUAGAUUUUUUUAUUCAAAAUAAGCAAAAAAUAUUUUUAUUUAUCCUCUUUAUUUUUAUAUGUAUGACGUUGUUACUGAAAAUUAUUUCUCGUAAACGAACGAGAAAUUUGUAACGGCGCGAUCGAAAUAGAUGCUAUUACGCGAAUAAGAUUAAAGGCACUUAUGGCACUACAGCAGAGAGGUAAAUAAGAAUUGUGCUAGAUUAUAAAGCUAAGUUUACAUAAAAAGAAAAAUUCAAAUAAAUGUUAUUAUAAAUUAUACAUAUAUAAUUAUAUAUAUGUAUAAAAUUAUAUAUAUCUAUAUAUAUAUAUAUAUAUAAAAGAAUAUAAAAUUUCUUACUGCAUUACGAUUUACAUAUAUAUUAUAUACAGAUAGAAUCUCUUAUUUUUACAAGAAAAGCAGUUUGAGAAAAGGAUGGAAAUGAUAAAAAGAUAUUCAUUGAUCGUUCGCGCGUAACAACAAAAGACACGAUGUCGGUUACGUUCCGCAUUAUUCACGUCGCGCUCUUGUAUUUCUUCGUAACACGCGGCAUCACGACGAUGAACGUGAACUAGAAUAAAGCAGCCACAGAGCUGUUUUAACAUGCAGUUUCGAGUUUCUUUCUCGAUAUUUUGAAAAAAAAUAAAGUUAUUUUGGUUAAUUGUCGACGUAUAUAACGAAAGUGUAACAUUACAUAAAUAAUUUUUAUAAUUUUAGAGUAACUUUUUUAUAAGUGAUCUUUUUGUGAUUUUGUUAAUGAUGAAUAUUUGAAAAAGUGCGGAAAAGAAAAAGGUAAUAAAAUAGGAAAAAACUAAAUUAAAAUAAGUGUUUCUUUUGUAUUGGUUUUAAGUUUGACUACACUAUGUAAUAUUAUGUUAGGACUGUCGACCCUGUACUAUUAGAAGAUAUUAUUUGCAAAUAUUGUUUCAUGAUUGCUUGCGUAAGUUUAUAUAUAUGUAUAUAUGUAUAUAUAUAUAUAUAUAUAUAUAUAUAUAUAUAUAUAUAUAUAUCAUGCGAGCAUAGACGAAGUAACGAUGCGCCUCGAGUUCAUUGUACCUAUACCUCGAAGAUUGUUAAAUUAUACACAAAUAAGGGAACGAGUUUAUCAAUGACAGAUACGAGCUUCUCAAUGACGACUUCCUAAUUCGAAUCCUCGUAAUCGAAUGGGGGACCGUCAUCGAGUCGCUACGGCAGCCUAAAAAAAAUCAACUUCGUACAACUAUAUUAUAAUAUAUUGUACAGACCUUUAUAUACUGUAAUAAUGCGGAAUCAAGGCACACUUACAAAUUAUAAGAAUAUAUAUUGUACAAUAGAAAUGAGAAAGAGUAAUAUUUAUACCAGCAGUUAAUAGCAUGAAAAGAAUUAAGUACUUUAGAAAUAAUAUUUAUACUUCUAUAUUUACAAUUGCCUUAAAACGGGCAAUUUAGAAAUAGUCUUCACACGUUACUUUUUUAUACGAAAAUCGUGUAUAAAAAGAACUUGUCUAUAUAUUUUUGUCUAAAUAUUUUUUUUUUUCAUUAAUUUCGAAAAACAUUGAGGACAGAGCAUAAUUCUUUUUGUGUUGUACUUAAAAAUGUCCAAAAAAAGGGGUUUGUCCUUCCCGGUGAAAUGAUUACGAGCAUAAUUAAACGAAGAUUUAUGUGUUCCAUAAUUGACAAGAAAGAUCGCCGAUGGUCGGACGAAUCCAUUGAUUAAAUCUUUUGACUAUUGCAUGACUAAGUUGUUAAUUAAACUUGCAACGAAAACGAUAUUUGCGCAGCGUAUGAGUACAAAAUCUACUCUGGGUAUGACACACCCGGGCCAUUUAAAAAGAAAAAGAUUUAUUUCGAAACCAUUGUUUACUUAAACGCGUGUAAAAUGAAUAAUAGUUUCGAAACAGUUUCAAACAAAUCACUUUUUUUUUAUUUACAAAUGUCAAAAUGUGUGCCAUACCUAAAGUGGAUUUUGAGAAGAGAGGGGUCAGACAAGUUCCUUGAUUUAUACUUUGAAUCAUAUAUGAAUAAAAUAUAUCAUUUAAUUAAA
This is a messenger RNA of Solenopsis invicta (red fire ant), 9563 nucleotides long. RefSeq names its product accessory gland protein Acp36DE (gene Myc). The coding region runs from base 652 to 2865 and encodes 737 amino acids. The record is from RefSeq and is a predicted model, not a curated record. Lineage: Eukaryota; Metazoa; Arthropoda; Insecta; Hymenoptera; Formicidae. The transcript has 3 exons. Gene Ontology annotation, molecular function: protein dimerization activity.